AAAAUAACAAUGUCAUCGUUCUUCUAUGCGGAGAACUGUGUAUUUAUUUUAUUUUUAUUUUUGCGUCAUAAUUUUAUCUCAUUUUUUAAGUCGUUAAAACACGUCUGAACAAUAAGAGAAUAAUUUUAACAAAACUGAUAAUAUAGACACACAAUACUAUUUAAGGGAUUCAUUUAUGAGACAGAAUGUUAGUAUUGAUGUCUCGUGAUUCGAUGAGCACUUGUAGCGAAACAGAACUAAUAUGACGAAAUUUACGAUCGUGGCCUUAGUGCAAGUGACCGUCUUGUUUGUAAUGCAGGUAUCCGUAGAACCAUGCAGCGACGAAUUCAUCAAGGAAAUGAUAGUGAAAGUUUGUGGAAUGAGUGAAAUAAAACGUUCAUUCCCUGAUAACAGCCGCGCCAGCUCGUCGUUAAGCCCAAAUUUUAAGGGCAUGUUGACUGACGUCGAACGCGAAUUCAAACAUUUGGUCGAAGGCAUCGAAGAAGUAGACUUGCUGCUGAAAACAUCUAAUAAGAAAAAACCAAAAGAACCAAACGUCACUCCACUGUGGCUGCGUCCAAUUAUUUUACCGGGUUUCGGAGACGACAGAUCGAGACACGUGAAAAUGCGUGGUGACACCGGAAAGGCCGCCAUUAGAAAACGGGGAGUGAUGCAGGUGUUCAGAGAGUGCUGCGUCAAGAAGACGUGUUCAGUCGGAGAUUUAAACCGUAUAUGCGAGAAGAAAUAAACAAUAUGAUUAAUAACAUUUUAACACACCUUGCUUUAUUAAAUUAUGGUUAAUAAUUAUUAUCAGUAGUCAGUACGUUAUAUAUAUAAAAAAAAAAAUACACAAAUAAUUAUUUGUAUUUUUUUUUAAAAAUAUAUUAUAUUUCAUGUUCCAUAUAAUGGAGCUAUUAUAUAAAUUUCCGUAAAAUCACAGACUCGUUUUUAUAAUAAUUUUUUAAAAAUCGUUAUUUAUAUUAUAUUCACCGACAAUCGUUUAUCGUGAACUAAAAUCGUGCAAACUUAACACAGGAACUAACGACUUAUUAUACUUAUAAAAAUAAAUUAAAAUUAACACAGUAGGACUUUAGUCAAUAUUUUGUUUUUAAUUCUUCGGUUUUGCGCGGCGCAUUGGUUACAAAGAAAAAAAUAAAACUGUAUCGUUAUAGGUACACAGCAUAUUGUGUACGUAUAAUGUAAGUAUGCAUAUAUAAAUAUAUAUAUAUAUGCAUAAAGAAUUAUAUAUAUAUAUAUAU
Molecule: messenger RNA, 1238 nt
Organism: Myzus persicae (green peach aphid)
Lineage: Eukaryota; Metazoa; Arthropoda; Insecta; Hemiptera; Aphididae
Exons: 4
Coding region: 242-727 (161 amino acids)
Source: RefSeq, a predicted model, not a curated record